UCUGCUGUAGUGUUUACAUUUCGUUGUGAUUGUUCAUGCACUUUCGGAAUGGCUGCGACAAUAAAUGUCACUUGCAGGAAUUUGACAGAUGUUUUCAUUUUAAUGAGAAACAAUUCCUUACAAAAUAAAAAUAUUUUUUCUGAUCAGAUAUUAGACGACAAAGUUGCAUUAGUUUCAUCAAGAGAACUCGAUAAUGGCCAUUCCUUUUCUAGAUGCAUUGAUCUACCACCUGUUUGGGUGGAAGGAAUCGAAGAUGUUCAGUAUGAAAUGAAUAGAAUAAGAAAUAAAUUGAAAGAACUCAAAGCCCUACAUGAAAAAAAUGUUACUCGACCAUCCCUGGAUGAUUCUGUCCAUGAAGAAAAAGAAAUUGAAAAUGUAUCUCAAGAAAUUACUAGAAUGUUCCAUCAUUGCCAAAAAAUAAUUCAUCAAAUUCGUGAAAGAAGUCAUGGAACAACUUCCCAAGAAUAUCAAGUCAGCCAGAAUGUAGUUUCUUCAUUAGUUAGCUCAUUACAAGAAUUGUCUUCUAAGUUUCAUGCAGCACAGUCAGAACACUUACGUCAACUGAGAUCUAGGGAGGAGAAAUCUCAACAAUUCUUCAACACCACUUAUGUAUCAAAAAACAAUGACAGUUCAAUGUUUGAUUCAUUGCAAGAUGACACCUUUACUCAAAGUUUUUUGAGUGCUGGCGAUCAACAAUUAAUGAUUGAAAGUAACACCUCAAUGGUUGAACAAAGAGAACGAGAAAUUAAGCAGAUAGUGAAGUCUAUAGCUGAGUUGAAUGAUAUUUUCAAAGACUUAGCUUGUAUGGUUGCAGAUCAGGGAACUGUUCUUGAUAGAAUUGACUAUAAUUUAGAGCAAGUUCAAACUCAAGUAUCUUCAGGUUUACAGCAACUACAAAAAGCUCAAACAUACCAUAAAAAGAAUAGGAAAAUAGUUUGGAUUCUGUUUUUGGCUGCUUGUGCUGUUGUAUUAAUAAUUAUGCUUGUAAUAUUUAAACUGUGAUUUAUAUAUUUAAUGUUUCUCUGGGAAAUAUGAUUUUGUACAUAAUGUGUUAUAAAUACCAGCUUGUUUGACGACAAGCUGCUGGUUCAUUUAAGGUUCUUUUCUUCUGCACUUUGGGCAGGUUGUACAAAAACUUUUUAUUUAUUGAUGAUUUUUAACUAUUUAAUAUAAAGCAUUUUUUGCCCAUCUUAUGGUUGAAGAUAUUUUAUAAAUUAAUAUACUUUUACAAUUUUAUUUUCUUGAUAUAAGAAGCUAAUGGUGUAAUAGAUUUUUUUUUUUUUAAUUUAAAUUCUUUGAGAGUGUGCUAAUUUUUAUCUUUUGUUGUCUUUCAAACCAUGUCUCCCAUUUUUUGAGGUUUCUAGUAUUUACUGGAGCUAUUAAUUAGCUUUAUAUUAAUUUGAUUCUCUAUGAAAAACAUUACUUUAUUAAGUAAAAGAAAAAAGAAUUUUCUGUAAGAAGCUUUAUAUGCUUGUAAACUAAAAAUGAAAGCUAGCUUUUCUUUUUUUAAAAUCAUUUAACUAAUGUUUUCCGUUUAAAACAUAAUAAAAAGAGAAUGUCAGUAGAAAAACUUAAUUUUUAAAAAAAGUCUUAAAUAAUGAUUAAAUUGUAAUCUCUUUGUGUUAGUAAUGAAUAAAUUUACAGUUAAUUGUAAAAUUAACUAUUGUAUUAACUUAAUUGUAAAAUUAACUAUAAAUGUUAAUUUGAUAAAGUAAUAAUUAUUUAACAUUAAAAUCUUGUAGUGAAUAUUUUUAUUUUGUAUAAACUUUUAAACUCUUAUUUUCCUAGUAUUGUGUAAUAUGUAGCUUAUAUUUGCUCUUUGUGAAGACUUGUGGAUCAAAAGGUAUAUCUGGAUAAAAUUAUCUUGAAGAAUGUAAAUAGAAUUAUACUAACAUCUAUGGCAUUUAAGGUACUAAGUAGGGUUUAAAGUAGCCCAUUUUUCUUUAUGCUUUUCAAAAUAAUAUUAAUCAAAAUUCUUAUGUUUUUCAAUGAGUAUUAGUAUUAUUAUAUUAAAAUUAUUUCUUUAGUAUAGUUUUAAAGUAUAAUUUGUGCAUUCCUUUCUUUGAGCUUCUCAUGUUGUGAUAGCCUGCAAAUGUGUUAUUUAGCAAAAUAAUUAAACUGAAAGAUAACAUAGGUACUUUUAUUGUUUUAAUCAGAAUUCAGCUAAAUUUAUAAAUUUGGAAAUCGUUUCUUUACUACUUUCUUAAACAUAUAUGCAAACAAUUUUGGAAGUAAUUGGAAUACUUGUUACUAUGUCUAGGUUUUAGAAAUUGUUCUUAUUUAUCUUUGUUGAUGGAAGAUAUUCAUACUCUUAUUAGAAUGAGUUCACACAUUUCCUGUACAUAUUUAAAAUUCCCUUUUUCCAUUUUUUUUAUUCUCAAAAUUAUAAUCUUAUAUUCUUUAUAUUAAAAUAUUGAUCAUUGUCUUGAUUUUGUUUGCUUUCCUAAUUAUUAUCUUUAUUUUAUCCUAUUUUAAUUCCUAUAUUGUAAGUCUAUUUCAGUGAAGGAGCAUUGAAUUCUUUCAUAUUUUAAAUACUAUAAAACUACUUCCUUUGAUUACAGAUUCAACAUUGUUAUAGUACUAAGUUCAUUUUAACUAUAUACUUUUAUACAUAGACUAAUUUUAACAUAUUUACUUUAUUCAUCUAAUUUGUUAUUUUUAAUAAACUCCAUGGUUUAUUGAGUAGCAUUUAAUAUUUAAUAUGUAAAGAAAUUCUUUCAUAAAACUAUUUGGUUUAUCGUACAUUACUUAAAUAUAAACUUCAAUUAAGAGGAUUAUAAACUUUGAUAUUUUUCAAUCACUUUAAAGAAAGGUUAAUGAAAGUGAUUUAAAUUCAUUGAUAGUGUGUUUAGAAUAGUUUUUGAACUUGUAAAUAUGCAAAGGAUUUUUUAUUCCAUUUGAACUUUUAUUUUUUUGUUAUUUAUAUUUUGUACAAUUCUUGUUAUUCCUUAUUUAAUUUUGCAAAAUGCAUAUUACUUAUGUCAAUUAUUUAAGACUUAGAUAAGAAAGGAAGUGAAUAGUUUUAGAAAUUUCUUCUAUCACCAUGCAAAAAAGUAAAAUGAAAAAACAGUAAAGAACUUUCACUUUAAAAAAGUAAAAUGAAACAAACGAACAGUGCCAAAAUUUCUUUUGUAGUAACAGGAGUUAAAUGUGUAACAGAUUUCUAGAUUAGAAAUGUAUAUAAAUCUGUUUAGUUUGUAGUUAUGCACUUUUUAAUAAGUUGUACUUUAGAGUAUUUGGACCAUUUAGUGUUACCAUUUAAGUUACCUUUUUUAUACAUAAAAAGAUAGCAUGCUCAUAAAAAAAUAAAGCAAAAGUAUGUAUUAGAAUAAAUUCAAUAUUUUGUUUCUGUUGCUUUAUUGGACAGUAAAAAGAAAAUGUUUUAUAUUCAAUGUAUUUUGAACAAAUAUUUUAUGGUGCAUCUGGAUUGAAAUGUCAUUGGUGCUCGAAAAUGUAACAAUAAAUCUCUUCAGUGUUCAUUGCAAUUUUUCAUUAUGAUGUUUGGAUAAUUAAGAUGAUUUAGUUCAUAGUUUUUAAGAAAUCCUUAUGGAUCAAAUAAUUUUUUCAAAAUUUAUUUCUGGCUGCCAAUAUUAUUUAACUGUUUCAGAAUGUGAUUAUCUCAUAAUUAUAUGCAACUGUAAUGCAACAUUCUAGAGAAAUUAUUUUGUUUGAUACACAUGUUCCUAAAUGUCAAUUUCAUAGUUUCAUGAAUAAAAGGUGGCUAAAAUGUCAAUAAUUCAAAAAUAUGAUAGUGUCACAAAAGAUGUUUGAUCGUGAAUAUUAUAGUUUUGAAAUUUUCAUUUGCAGCUAAUUCUUUUUUUUUUUUUUUGCAUAAGGUUUUUAAGUAUUAACUAUCGAUUAGGCAGCAUGACCUGAAUCAUUUAAUACAAUUUAUUUUCAUAGCAUUGCAAAUCUGUGUUUUAUGAACUCCUAUAUUUUUCAUUUCGACUUUAAUAAAUUUAAUUAAGCAUAUUUUAAAAUAGCCUAAACUUUUCUAUGAUCCCUAUUUAAAGAAAAUGAACACUAUUUGUGAGAUAAAUGAAUAAAUUAAAUGUAAAUUUUUUUUUUCAAAUUAAGUAUGUUAUUUGAUUGCAGUAUUCACUUAGAAAGGAUUUAAGCAUUGAACUUGUAAAAUGAACUACUAAUAUUGAUAAAUAUUGAGGAAAUUUAUAUAUAUUUUAUUGCUUUGUCAUUGCAUUUUAAGUUGAUAUAAAACUUUUAGUUUUAUAAUUGAAGACUAAAGGUGGUAAAUGACAAAUGUGAAAAUGUUAUGAAAUUGCAACAAAUCAAAAUGAUCGCUAAAAAUAGUUUUUACUGCUCAUGGGGAUAUAGCGUUUUCUUUUACUUUUUCAGACUAUUUUAAUGGCUGCCAGAUACUUUUCACAUUUAUCAUUUUAUAAAUUAUUGUUCAGUUGAUUCAGUUAUGUAAAAAACUUUUUUUUUUUUUGCAUUGUUUACCACUGCUAGUUUUCAAUAUGUUUGAUGUGAUCUGUAGUUUUUGAAUCAAAGUAACCCUUUGUUCAUUUUGUGGCACAUAGAGAAAUUUUUGUUUUUUGUCUUGUUUUUAUUCAAAUAUCCCUUGAUAAAAAAGAAAAAAAAAUCGUUAGAAUGAUAAAAUUACGUUUGUAUAAAAUGAAAUUGAUUGCCUAAGUUUUUGCAGUGCUUUUAUCAUUAUGUUUACUAGUAAUACCUUAGCAUGUUGUAAUAAAAUAUUUUUAAAAAUGCCUAAAAUUUCGAAAUAAAUUGAAAAUGUAUUUUCCAAAUAUAUAUGUGAUGUAAAGUGAUUUAUUGUAUCAUAAAAAUAAUUACUUUUACUAUGAAAUUAAAUGUUCACUGAGUUAGAGCUUAUUUUAUUUUAACAAACAUUUGAAAAAAAAAAAGUCUAAGAAUGUAUAUUGAUUUCUUUAUUGAAUUAUGAAAAAAUAUGCAUCUGCAAAAGAAAGAUUACUGUUUCCUGCCAUAUAAUGUUGAAGAUUUGCUGUAGAUGAAUUUACAAGUUAAAACUAUAUGUAUUUGAUACAAGAAAUUAUUUAAAAACACUGUUCAGUGUAAAUUGACAACUUUGUAAGAAAUGAAUCCAUUGUUUUAAAAUUGUCUGCCUUUGUCUGUGAUUAUAAAGUUUUAUGUAAAAUGUGAUUUGUAAAACUGUUCUAUAUAAUUCUAAUGUCUAAAUAUUCUAACUGAAAUAAAAGAUACUUUAUUUA
Argiope bruennichi is the source of this 5204-nucleotide messenger RNA. RefSeq names its product syntaxin-16-like (gene Syx16). Gene Ontology annotation, biological process: vesicle fusion; intracellular protein transport; vesicle-mediated transport. NCBI's taxonomy places the organism in Eukaryota, Metazoa, Arthropoda, Arachnida, Araneae, Araneidae. Gene Ontology annotation, cellular component: SNARE complex; endomembrane system; membrane. The record is from RefSeq and is a predicted model, not a curated record. The transcript has 9 exons. Gene Ontology annotation, molecular function: SNARE binding; SNAP receptor activity. The coding region runs from base 49 to 1002 and encodes 317 amino acids.